AUCACAUCGAUCAUCCAUCGGCCGGACCCGUCGACCAAGCAGCAGCUAGCCAUGUCGCACAUCGCGGUGGAGCGCAACCGGCGGCGGCAGAUGAACGAGCACCUCAAGGUGCUGCGGUCGCUGACGCCGGCGCUGUACAUCAAGCGCGGCGACCAGGCGUCCAUCAUCGGCGGCGCCAUCGACUUCAUCCGGGAGCUGCAGCAGGUGCUCGACUCCCUCGAGGCCCGCAAGAAGCGCCGCAGCAGCAGCGGCAGCGGCGGCUUCGGCUUCACCCCGAGCCCCACGCCCAGCCCGCGCUCCCACCUCCUCUCCUCCUCCGGCGGCGCCACCAGCAGCAGCGCCGGGAGCAGCACCCCGUCCCCGCCGGUCGUCGGCAAGGUGGCCCCGGCGGUGAAGGAGCUCGCCGCCUGCUGCAACUCCCCCGUGGCCGACGUGGAGGCCAGGAUCUCCGGCGCCAACGUCCUGCUGCGCACGCUCUCCCGCCGCGCGCCCGGCCAGGCCGCCACGAUGGUCGCCCUGCUCGAGGCCCUCCACCUCGAGGUGCUCCACCUCAACAUCAGCACCAUGGACGACACCGUCCUCCACUCCUUCGUCCUCAAGAUCGGGCUGGAGUGCCAGGUCAGUGUUGAGGACCUUGCCUACGAGGUGCAGCAGACCUUCGUCUGCGGCAGGGAGCAGGAGCAGGAUCAUGAGCAGCUGGUGCUGGUGGACCAGCAGGAGAAUAAUCUCAUGUACUCAGCCAUGCCCAUGACCAUAUAACGACGGAUUGAUAAUGCAGCUAGUUAGCUAGUUACACUAGAUCGAUCUCCUUCCUUGCUCUUUGCCCUUCAUUCCAAAUUGUAGAUCGGUUUAGUUUUUUAGAUUCAUAGAUAUUAUUAUGCAUCUGUAUGUCUAGGUGCAUAAUAAUAUCUAUGAACCUAGAAAGUUAAAAAAAUCUACAAUUUAGAACGAAGGAAGUCCUGGCUCAAAGUUCCAUGGACCUCGUCUCUCUCAUCUAUCUGCAGGUCGAUCUAAGUAGAGCUAGAUAGCUAGCUUUAGUUUGUGCGACACAAUUACACACAUCCAUGUGUGCUCUGUAAUCUGUAUGAAGCGUAUGACCACUACUUGUAGUCAAGAAUCCGCCGGUUAUUAUAAUAUUAUAAAUACAAUUUCUUGUCUCCGGAA
This is a messenger RNA of Setaria italica (foxtail millet), 1164 nucleotides long. Its product is annotated as transcription factor MUTE. Gene Ontology annotation, molecular function: DNA-binding transcription factor activity; protein dimerization activity. NCBI's taxonomy places the organism in Eukaryota, Viridiplantae, Streptophyta, Magnoliopsida, Poales, Poaceae. The coding region runs from base 52 to 759 and encodes 235 amino acids. Gene Ontology annotation, biological process: guard cell differentiation; stomatal complex development; positive regulation of DNA-templated transcription. The transcript has 2 exons. The record is from RefSeq and is a predicted model, not a curated record. Gene Ontology annotation, cellular component: nucleus.